UGCCUAUGAGUAUGAGACAGUCGGUGAACACUUAUGCAUCGCUGCUUUCUGGGCUGGGGGGGGGGCGCGGCACAGGGCCAUGCACGCACACAGAUAAUGGUGCCCGGUUCCUCUCAGUGACCGCAGAGCAGUAGCGUUCCACGUGUCCUGCGCGCACGAAGAGCCGUUAACUCAUAGCAACACGCUCCGUGUGUGUUGUUCUUCUAUUUUAAUUCGCUUCGGCUGUGUUUUCCGACAUGGGGUGCUCUUCAUCCAGCGCCCAGACCCUCGACCAAGAGAACAGACCGGGUACGAAGCCGGAGGAGAACCAUGGCGACCCGCUGGCCGCCGGAAACGGCUUCAUUGCAGAAGACUCACAAACCAUUGAGAACCAGAUGCAGUUGCCUGUGCAGAUGAUCCUACCAGAUGAUCUCCAUCAGGGAGUCAAUGAGGAGACGGAGGCCGCCUUGAUAGCCCUGGAGGCCCAGGAGGAUCUCGGCUCUGGGGAAGACCUCCUAACCGAUUUAGGGCCUCAACCAGAACCCGUCAGCCCUGCAGCACCGACUCCAAAGGCUGUAGUUGUGGACUCCCUGCAGCCUGUAGAGGAAGCUGUGCAUUUAGGAAGUGUAGUGCCCGAGGUCGCAAGGGAGGACCGAGUCCUUGUUAAGGCGUCAGAGGACGUCCCUGCUGUUGAAGCCGUUGUGCAGAGCGAGGCCCCUGAUGUUGAAGCCGUUGUGCAGACCGAAGCCCCUGAUGUUGAAGCCAUUGUGCAGACCGAGGCCCCUGAUGUUGAAGCCGUUGUGCAGACCGAAGCCCCUGAUGUUGAAGCCGUUGUGCAGAGCGAAGCCCCUGAUGUUGAAGCCGUUGUGCAGACCGAGGCCCUUAAUGUUGAAGCCGUUGUGCAGACCGAGGCCCCUGAUGUUGAAGCCGUUGUGCAGAGCGAAGCCCCUGAUGUUGAAGCCGUUGUGCAGACCGAGGCCCCUGAUGUUGAAGCCAUUGUGCAGACCGAGGCCCCUGAUGUUGAAGCCGUUGUGCAGACCGAAGCCCCUGAUGUUGAAGCCGUUGUGCAGACCGAGGCCCUUAAUGUUGAAGCCGUUGUGCAGACCGAGGCCCCUGAUGUUGAAGCCGUUGUGCAGAGUGUAGCUGAGGAGAUGACCCCUGAGCUGCCGAAGGCCUCCCCUAAUGCCGCCGCCCCAGUUGAUCAAUCUGAGCCACGGGAGGCUUCAGCGAUGGUGGAAGAGGCGGUGGGCAAGGAUCCUACUUCAGUACUCGCCCCUAUGGAGGCAGAGGUUCUAACUGACACUGAUGCACCAGCUAUUGUCUCUACAGCACCGGGUGAAGCUUUGGCACCAGCACCAAGUGAGGCUGCUGCAGCAGGUGUAGGUGUAGCAGCAGGUGGUGCUGCAGCCCCGGGUGAAGGUGUAGCAGCAGGUGAUGUUGCAGCACCGGGUGACGGUGCACUACCUGAACAGGCUGAAUCCUCACCCCAAGUAAAGGCAGCACAGCUCCUGAUAGAUACAAUGAUUGCUGCAGCAACUAUUCCAGAGAUGCCUCCAUUGUCUCCAGUAACUGUUGAGGAGGCCACAGCACCUCCUUCAGCUUCAGCAGAGAGCCCGGCAUCAGCAGAGCUCUCAUGCCCUGCUGAAGCCGGGUCUACUCCAGCUCCAGGGGCUGAAUCUGCUACUGCCGGUGCUGCUUCUGCUGAGGAGGUCCAGGAGGCUCAAGUUCCAAAAGCUCUAUUGGAAACUGCAACAGACUGUGCAGCCCCAGCGGAGGGUCCCAUGGUGGAGUCGACCCCAGCUGAAGCACCCCAAGUUCCUGAGCCUUCAGCUGAAGUGAUUUCUCUAGCAGAGGCCUCUCGAGGUACGGCGAGCGGAAAGGGCAAAAAGGGGGAUUGAGUUGAGAGAAGAUUGUACCAAAAUAAGAGAGAACCCCAAAGCUGCCUGUAAGGGAACAAAGACGAGACAAAGCAAUAACGUUACAUUUUUUACUACGUCAUCAUCAUUCUCCUCACAAGAUUUACUAAUGAGCAUCGCGCCUUAAUAUCACGACGUUCUUCUUCACCUGUAAAUUCAAACCUGUCUUAUUUUAUGGAAACCUAAGUGCCUUAUGCCACAUACUUUACUCACACACAGACCUGUGCAAGAAGAUAUUUGAAAAACACUUAAUGGGUACGAGGGGUGCAAAAUUCUUUAAAACAGCUGCUUCUAAGGAAUACAAGCCAAAUGCAACUGUGAAAAGCAUUCUGGACUUGAGGUGAGGGCAACCCCAAACAGGGAGGAUGAACAGCACCGUGUGCUGUAUCCCCUGCAUUAGGGAUUUUAAAAGAUCAUGUUCCCACAGAUAACAUUUUUUUAGCGGCAUUAUGCCUAAAUACCGCCAUAAAUACAUGUUUUUAUUUGGUGUUCUACAUGUUAUACAAUUGAAGCCUGUUUUUAAUUAAUAGAAUAUUGGUUAAUGUUGAGUCUGUGUAACACUGAUAAGGCCUACUGUAUGUCAAAUCGAGGUUAAGAAAUGCAUACAGAUAAGAUCCAAAAGCUUAGUCAUCCCAUCAUCAGUUACUGCCCGGUUGAGGAGGCAGAUGCUCCCAAUACUGGUACGUUGUCUUGAUGUUCCAUCAUUUAGUGCAGCUAUUAAUGACACUGUCUCCCUGGGGAGGAAAGCGUUUCCACAUCUAAACUUAGAGGCCAUACAACAAUGGAGUGCCUUACGUACAUCUCACUUCAGCGCGCAAAAUGAUCAAGUGAUUUAAUUGCUCUUGAGAUCAAAACCUGAGACAAAAGAGAGCGCUUCCCUGUGUUACGGAAGUUAAGUUCUGUAAAUGCAAGAUAAUGUGAUGAUUUUUCCCAAAGGAAAGGUGAAACAAUGCGAUCAUUUCUACUGAAGCCAUACUUAUAUACAUAUAAUUACGAUAAUAUUUUAUCGUUGUUAUAUUGAGAUAACAAAUCUUAUUUUUACAUGGUACAAAGUUUAAUGGAUUAUGGAAAAAAGAGAGGGCGGAUUUCUAAAGAUAAUGAGGGUAUUCAUCACAAGAACCUUUUUUUUUGAAAGACAAAAUCAUUAUUGGGGCCUAACAAUUAGUGAUUCAUUUGAUCACACUGUUCAUCUAAGUAAUUAUUGCUAUUAUCUAUUUGCAUCCAGACCAUUUUUUCUCCCUUGUUAACUGAUCCCUUUCUCUAACAGACACAUUUUAGAAGUAAUGACAGGAAUUUGCAUUUUGUAAAUCUGGUUUCCUCAACAUACACAAUUGUAUUAUUAACUUCUUGAUUUUGAUUAUGGAACGAGAUUACCUGGUGGAUGUGAUUUUAUUGUAAUUAUUGGUCAUACAUGCGGUGUCAUGAAAGGGUAAAGCUUUAGAAGGUGAUUUUAUUUGUGUAGGACGUGAUGUACGCUGUACUUUUUUCUCACCUGUUUCUAUAAUAUCAUUAUAUGAUCUUUUUUUGAUUCUGCUAACUUAGUGUACAGAAUAAAGUUUUCCUGACUAAUUCAUGUGCUUUUUAAAAUGGAAUAGGACUUGAUUUUUAGUUAUGAAAACCACCGUGUUUCAUGUGUUCAAAAACACAUGUCACGUGAUGAGCCAUCCUGGGAAUGCAAGUCUGAAUGCAGAGCCGACAAAGCUUUGACAAAAAUCAUUUCCAAGAUGUGUGCAGUGAGAAAGAAGGUUGGUGUCAGUAAGGGUUUGGCUCUGUCACACCAUUUUAUCAGCCUUUUCAGGUACGUAGAUGUGAACACGGGAUAAUUGGUGGAGGGCUUGGAGAUGUAUAAAAGUUAACAAAAUAUGGACAGAAAAUAUUAAGGCUCAAAGACAGAAAAAAAAAAAAUCAGACAAUAUUAUCCAAUUAUUCACCAAAUACAGAAUUUGGCAAUUAAAGCUGUUCUGAUGAAAAAAGUACAAAUAUUUGAUAUUUCCUUUCCAUUUCCUUUCCAUCGUAUGAUAAAAGAACAUGUAAAAAGUUUAAAUGAGGGAGUAAAAAGUCUAGUAUACACACAUUGGUACAUCAUGUUUCUUUAUGCUGUCAUGGUGAUGAGAUAUGUUGCAGAAAAAUCUUUUCUUCAUGUUUGUACAUUUAGGAUUUACAGUGUAUACCUCGCCAACACUAGUGAAGUCAUUUGGUCCAAAUCCAUUUGGUUUUGACAAGGAGACCUUGAUAAAGUGGAUGUGAGGAACCUUCUACCACUUGUGAACAUGACUUUUUCUCCUCUCUGUUGUCAUAUCUACAUCCAGCCACUUCCGGGAUUCCCCCCAUAUUCAUAAGAGCCUUUGAGAAAACAAUUUCCAGUUGUCAGAGCAUGCUGCUCAUUUGACCGAUAGAAAGAUAGAAAAGGGAGAAAUUUACUCCAAUGUAAUUCUGUGCAUACAUGUAUUAGCCUGUUGUUGAAUAGAAGAGAUUCAUUUACCGACCAGAACAAAGUGGUGCAACCAGAAACCACGUUCCACCUUUUUAUUUAACAUUUGUUGAAAUUACAGUUACACUUCAACUCUAAUAAAUGUAAUUACAAAAUGUGUUUUUAUACAUUUAUCUACUAUUUAAUAUUUCCAUUACUUUUGGGAAGACAAAACGUAAGUUAACCAAUUUCAAGCACCAAAACAGUUGGCGCUUAUACCACCAGGUGGCAGUAUACAUGUAUUUAAAAACAUUAGUUGGUGAGUUGGUUAGUUAAAUCAUCAAUCAGAAACAAGCAAAUGUUAUUCCAAUUUUCUUUAUUGAUUGUGUGAAUGUACAGUAAUUAUGAGAAAUAUCAGCGCACUGCUAAUACCCAAGAAGAGAAAUGAGCAGUAACUAUCUACAGCUAUGGGAAGCCAUGGCUCUCCCAGCCUCUGGUCAGCAGAUGCUUAACAAGCGUUAGUAUUCCAUAAGCCCACUUUAUCCUAAUAGAUGUACAUUUUUUAAUCUAAACUUAGUUCACAAAAACACAUCUAAAGCAUAGAUCUGUCACAAAGACAUAUUUGGUAUAUAUUACUGGACGCACACAUGUAUGGUAACUCAGUAAAGUCAGCUAGAUAUUCUCAGAUUCAGACUUCACGGUUCAAUAGCUCGUCACCAAAACGACGAUAAAACACAAACAACACCUCCCUGUAACCGUAGUUAUGUCGACAACCAGCUACAAACCAAAUAACGUAUAAUUUGAUCAAUACGGACCAGCACUGUGUACAUUUGUAUUUCCUUCCAUGUCUUCACUUUAGAACAAGUAGCAAAAUCCCUGUCCAAGUAGCUAACAAUGCUCUCCUUGUUAAAUGAGAGAAGAACACUUUGAAGUAGUGCCCAGCUCUAGUCAGUUUCAACCUGGUGUACUCCUUAGUUUUGUGUACUGUGACAACUUUCUGAUGAACUGCAUCAGCCAGAAAGUGAUUGGUGUUAUUGAGUGCUCAUUUGUUAAAAGUUCACAGUAGUGAUGUGAGGUUCGGAUCUUUUUACUGACUCGGUUCUUUGAUUCUCGUUCAGUAAAAAGACCGAAUCUUUUUUCGGGUCAUUCGUUCAUUUCAACGGGGGGUCAAUUCCACGGCCAAAUAGCCUAUUCUCAUGUAGGGCAUUUCAUAAGCUGUUUGUACUUAGGAAGUUCAUGGCGGAGGUUUAUCCGGGUUGGUCCGCUCCAAACGCCGAAUCGGGUCGGCGAGUGUCCGCUGUGCCUCCUGCACGUAGCCCGGCGGCGGCAUGUAAACAAACACCGACCAGGAUGAAAGAAGCGAAAUCACGGGGGAGUAAACUGUUUGCAGUUAAUGAUAAAACAAAUCCUAGUGAUAGGUCGUUGCACAUGUUUGAGUAGAAGCACACUCCGUCUUACCGGCAAGCUCCGUGUCGCGGUCCGCUCCGAGCAGCUGGAAGCCCGCCAGCUGGAGCGCGGAGUCCGGUAUCGAUCGACGGAGCCACCGUGAAGCACAACACGGGGGAUGUAGAAACAUUUCGGCUGA
This is a messenger RNA of Pungitius pungitius (ninespine stickleback), 5890 nucleotides long. Its product is annotated as skin secretory protein xP2-like. The transcript has 4 exons. The coding region runs from base 237 to 1877 and encodes 546 amino acids. The record is from RefSeq and is a predicted model, not a curated record. NCBI's taxonomy places the organism in Eukaryota, Metazoa, Chordata, Actinopteri, Perciformes, Gasterosteidae.